Aspergillus affinis is the source of this 786-nucleotide messenger RNA. RefSeq names its product NAD(P)-binding protein. The transcript has a single exon. Lineage: Eukaryota; Fungi; Ascomycota; Eurotiomycetes; Eurotiales; Aspergillaceae. Bases 1 to 786 code for a protein of 261 amino acids. The record is from RefSeq and is a predicted model, not a curated record.
AUGACUCUCAACCCUCAAAACCGCUCUGUCCUCGCCGUCGUCGGCGUCGGCCCAGGGAUCGGCGAGUCCGUGUCCCGCCACUUCGCGGCCAAAGGCUUCUCUGUAGCCCUAAUCGCGCGCACCGAGUCCAAGCUCGUCACCAUCCAGGACUCCAUCCGUGCCGCCUACGGCGUGCACAGCGCAAAAUACUACGUCGCCGACGUGCGCGAUGAAUCGUCCAUCAUCGCCACCUUCGCGGCCAUCAAGUCCGAUCUUGGCAAAGUCUCCGUCCUAGUGUAUAACGCUGGCUCGAGACGCAUUCGUGGGCGAAGCCUGGUCGAGACGCCCUCGGCGGAGUUUGAGGAUUUCGUGAAAAUUAAUAUGAUGGGCGCGUAUUAUGCCACGAAGGUUGUUAUUCCGGAUAUGUUGGAAGCUGGGAAGGGGACGAUUCUUUUCACGGGCGCCACCGCGUCUAUUCGAGGGAGUCCUGGGUUAGGGGGGUUUUCGCCGGGGAAGUUUGGGUUGAGGGCGCUGGCGCAGAUUGUCGCGAGAGAGUUUCAGGCAAGUGGCAUCCAUGCGGUUCAUGUCCUUGUGGAUGGGCCGGUUGAGAGCGAUAUCAUUGGGUCGGUGGUGAGGAAGAGGUGGGAGAAGGAGGGCGAGGAGAAAUUGAAAGAGAAAGAUCGGUAUCUGAUGCAGCCGGAGGAUUUGGCAAAGGUCUAUUGGUAUCUCCACGAGCAGCCGAGGAGUACCUGGACUCAGGAGUUGGAUGUCAGGGCGCAGAGGGAGACGAUGUUUUCAAAGUUUUAG